CGCCUCACACGAACGCGAAGUUCUCGGUUUCCGGACCCAGAUCAAGACUCUGCAGGAGAAUUACGAGAUGGCUUCAAAAGAACUCAGCAACGCGCAACUCCAGCUUCGUCUGCACGCGGAAUCUCGUUUAUCGAACCGGUCGGAGGUUUCCGAAACCGCGAAGCUGCUCAGAGAAUCCGAGGAGAGUUGUCAACUGCUGCGCCGGGAGUGUCUGGAAUUUCGCAAGCGUCAGUCCGAGCUGGAGGCAGAGAAGUGCAGCGUGGAGGCUGCCAACUCGGACCUGCGGCGCCAACUGCGUACCCUGGAGCUCGAACGUGUGGAACAGGGCUGCAGCCUGACAGAGUUGCAGAAUCGUCUGGAGGCCUGUGACAAGGAACGUCGCAACAACGAACGGCUCCUACUGGACCUGCGACAGAGCAUUGAGGACGCCGGCAAGAGCGAUGUGACUGCC
This is a messenger RNA of Dibothriocephalus latus, 451 nucleotides long. NCBI's taxonomy places the organism in Eukaryota, Metazoa, Platyhelminthes, Cestoda, Diphyllobothriidea, Diphyllobothriidae. The record is from the annotation of a GenBank genome assembly.